AUGGGAUACGCUGCAUUCUCCCGGAAUGUGCACAAUCCCCGGGUCCAGCGAGGGGUGACAAAGUUGAUGAACAAGAUUCUUGGAGAUGCAUCGUUCGAUCCCGCUGCGCGGAACGAGUCCUCCUCCUCUUGGGAGGGAUUCGUGCCCAGGGAGCUGGUUGAACUCGCGUGCGAGUCGCUGCAGAACCAGCAUGACAUCGCUGCAGAGCUCCAGCGCCAAUGGGAGGAAAGAAGCCGGUCAUUAAUCCAAAACCUCCUGGAACGUCUGACUCCUCAUCACAAGGUGGAAGGGGUCGUGUUGAUGGGCGGCUGCGCUCUCAACGUGCAGGCCAACCAGUACAUCCACGACUGGCUGGAAAAUACAACCGAGUACAAAGAUGUAGGCAUCUACAUCCCCCCUGCUCCAAGUGACUGCGGCAUUGCAGUUGGUGGCAUGUAUUCCGUCACUCCUCCAGUGGUUCCGCAGAAGCUCCAGUAUUUGGGCUUCCGGCUCUGGGACGAGUUCACGCACACCCUCUUUCCGACCGAUCUUUCUUCUUGUCCUCUUUCCCUUCACGGGGAUCCAGAGGGCGCUCGGACUCUUUGCGGGUCCGGGCCAGACGACCGUGGUCCACCAAUUUCGGACCCGGCGUCUUUCCGCCCGCCGCGUCCCGCCGCGUCCGAUUCUUAUGGGCCGGCGGCAGGCCGCGGUGGAGCCUCGCUCCCCGCUGUGCCAAUGAGCGAGCACCAACAUGCACCCCACGAUUCCGGCGCAACGAUUAACGCGCUGGGUCGUGGUGGUGCCGCCCCCGCACACGAUGUUGGCGGGAGGCUCAUGGGCUCUUGUCCCGACGGGGCCCUGGUGAACGAGGCUAUCGGCUCUGAUGCAUCCGCGCGUAUCGCCGCCGAUAUUCUGGCGAUCGCGCAGGGUGUCACCAACACUCAGGCCGACCUCGAGAUUUUGAGGAACGGAGUCUCGGAUGUCACCGAAGUGCUUGACAAUAAUUCCCGAGACAUGUGGGAGCUUCUUCCAGCUGAGUUAGGAGAUGAGCAGGAUCGACUCACGCUCGUCCAGGACUCGAUUCGUGAAAAGCGGAUUUCCGAUCAUGAGUCACUUGAGGCUCACUUCGCGAGGCUCAACUCGAUGGUAAACGAUCGAUUCAUUGAGUUUGAUGAGCGGAUUCACCGACUCAACGAGAAGCGUGCAGGAUCCUUGUCCAUGCAGCUUGCUGAGACGAUCCGCCACAUCAAGGAGUAUCCUGACGCGCUACAGCAAAUUCAGAUCAAUAUCUCAAAUGCUGAAGCGCGCAUCGCUGCGGUUGAGCAGAAUGCCGCCAACCGUAUCGAGGUCAUCAGGAACGAACCCAGUUCUUUGAUUUUAGCGAUCAUGACGGUGAUAUCCCACGUCCUGCGGACUUGCCGCCAGUCCGAUCGAUCAUGGCUCUCCGCCUGGUUGCAAUGCAGCGAGCUCAGCAACGAGUCGCUGACGGACAACUCAGCGAAAAUCUUUUACGAUACACAUACGGUUCCAGCUGGCAAGGGCCCAUCUAGAUGGUACAAUGCCAUGCUCGGGCGAUCUAGCUUCGUCGGCGAUGGUGUCGGUGCUCCUAUCCUCCACAGUGAAACUGGCACGUACACCCUGGCGCCGAAUGCUACCAUCUCUACAACGCUUCGGCCAGUGCCGACCAACGAUGCCGUGCCUCCGAUGCCCACCUUUAGUGCAAGAAAUGUCCGCCCCUGCGCCGAGUUCGGAAAAGGAAAGACGAAGUCGCCGACCAAAGGUUCAGGAAAGACCGAAGCCGCAGACGCCCCGCCGAAGGGAAAAGAAGAGGACGAGCCGCACCCGAAAGGUUCAGGAAAGACCGAAGCCACAGAAGGAAAGCUUGUUGAAGCUGAGUCGCAGGGAGGUGAUCAGGAACAGGCCGAGCCCCGGACCCCAGCCUUGAAAAGACAGCUGACUUGGUCGGACCACAAGUGCUCCGCCGCCAGCAACACAGCCGCACACGGUCUUGCUGACUCAAAUCCAAGAACGGUGUCAACGAGCCCAGAAAGUGCAGAGAAGCCUGCUCCACGCACGGCCCCGUCGCCGGGAGAUGUCGUAGCAAAGCUGAGUCAUGAACAGAUCGAGAAGAUUCUGAGUAUGGCCGAACCUGGUGAAUUGGACUUGGGCUUGAGGAAGAGGCUCAACGAAUCCAUGAGACGGCGGUUCGAGAGUGGAGAUGGACUCAAACCCGGAUUGCUCGAGAAAUGGAAAGCGACCAAGGAUCCGGCAUUUAUUGUCCACAAGGACAUGAAUGACAUCCAAGUUGAAGCCUUCUACAUAGAGAACUGGAUAUCGCUUCCAUUUUGUGAGCUUCGCAAGCUUUACACGACAGAUGUUCAGCAGAAAUUCUUGGAAGAACAAGUGGUGGCAAAACAGCGAGGUGCCAACAAGAAGGAGAUCGGCAGCAAGACUUCGGCAGUCGCCAAAUUGCCAGCCAACAAAGCUGCUCGUGCUUCCUUUGCUGAGGCUCUGCAGGGCAAGGCUGGUGCAUUCGGCAGCCAAGGUUUUGGAGAAGCCGAGAGUGGAGGCAAAGGGCUGCCAUCCCUUGCCGAUAAAGCGAUGACGACGGCUACCAAUCUGAAGAGCACAGGGUUGAAACGACAAGAGGCCGAUAUCAAGCCUAUGGGCGAGGUCAACGAGCAGUGCUACAAGAUCCUGAAAGAAUAUGCAGCUGAUGUGAACCAUGCCGAUGGUGUGUUCCUGACCCAUGAACGAUGCAAAGCUGCCGAGAAACAAAAGCAGGAAAAACAAGCAGAAAAAGAGUUGAAGAAGCAGAAGACCGAUGCCACCCUCGAGACUCAGCCCGAACAGGAGGAUUGGCCAGAGGAAGAAGAAGAAGAAGAGGCAGAAGAACAUCAUGAUGGUGAAGAGUGGGCUGACGAUGGUGAUGAUGCUGAGGGACAAGAUGAUGAAGGGGCUGAGGAGCCACCGGAAAAGCGGGUUAACUUGGACGCAGCUGGCAAUUCAGGAUCUGGCUGGCAAGAGCACUACAUGUUCCUCCCUCACGAAGUGAUGGUCCCCAUCUACGAUUUCAACCGUCAGCUGUUUCACAAGUUCGUACUCUACCCUCAGGCCCUUUCGGAUGCAGAAGAUUUCUUCGUACCUGUACGACUGUACGGAGACGGAGCUGAAAGCUACCGUACUCAGAACUUCGAGAUCUUAAAACAAUUGAGUUCGUAUUCUGUCGAAGGCCUCGCAAAAGCAAAAGGUGGCCGCCGCAUCUGUGGUGAAUACACUAUCGUUUUGGAUGGUUUCCAGAUGGACCAAGAGUUCAUUACCAAGUGUUUUGGAUUGCAGAGCUUCUCGUUUGCAACCAACGGUAUCCUUCCCGACGUCAUGCACAUCGUCCACUUGGCUUGUUUGGUUGACGUGGUGACAUCCAUGCUUUUAGACCUCUCGGACACCCAUUUCCCCUGGAAGGGCUCUUCCCGGGAUAGUCGCCUUGAGCAAGGAUGGCGAAGUUACAAGGGCUAUUGUCAGAAAUGGGGUAUCGAGGACAGAGCCGAAAGGAGACUUUUUACGAACGAUGCCCUGAAAGCUGAUUUCGCUACAGUAUCCCAAAAGAUCUUGCGAGCUGCUGCAGCCAAGUAUAUGGUGUUUUGGCUACAUUAUCUGCUGGAAGAUCUUCUGCUCUCGAUGAGCGAGCCUGACCGGCUCGUUCUCGGUGUAUUGACUGGGCUCAUGCACUUGGAGCAGACUCAGAUGGAGAAUGGCCGGUACUUCACAGAAGAUCAGUGCCGCUUGUGCGAGUCUGCUUACUAUCUGUACCGGGCCUCUUACGAUCGAUUGGCUUCAAUGGCCCCGGCCAAUGGAAUCCCUCGCUGGAAGGUGCGACCCAAGCAACAUAUUUUUGAGCACGAGGUGAUUGACUUUAUUGGCGAGUACAGAUGCAACCCUCGCUACAGUGCGAACUAUAUGGGUGAGGAUGCAGUGAGGCGAGUAAAGCAGCUGGCAGUGGCCAGCCACCCGAAUCACGUGAGCAGACACGUGCUUUUGAAGUUGUCGCUGCAGUUCUCACUCCCACACCGCUGA
Symbiodinium sp. CCMP2592 is the source of this 4053-nucleotide messenger RNA. The record is from the annotation of a GenBank genome assembly. NCBI's taxonomy places the organism in Eukaryota, Dinophyceae, Suessiales, Symbiodiniaceae.